Messenger RNA from Vitrella brassicaformis, 1354 nucleotides. The record is from the annotation of a GenBank genome assembly. Lineage: Eukaryota; Vitrellaceae.
UCUGCAUGUUUUUGAGACUCUCGCCAUUGUUGCAUGCGUCGGUGUGCUUCUCGCAAACACUCAUGCUGUGCACGUCUCUGUGACGCAUAAUUGAACCACCACUUUGCACGCUGCUUUCGACCCCCGCCCAAUUCGCGGCCCGGGGUGCCCACGCAGUGGGUGCCCCUUACUCGGAAUCGUGGAUGGUCUGUAGAGCCGCAGCUGCCGUGUAACCAGACAUAUGGGUUCCCUACCCCGACGACUGAUGAUGCACAACAGCGACCUGGAGGACUCUGAGGACGAGAUGGAGGCGCCCAAGCCGAAGAAGCAGCCCAAGGCCAAGCCCAAGGGGAAGGCGGGCGGCAAGCCGGCAGCGGCGGCAGGCAAGGGCAAAGAGAAGAAUGACAAGAAGGCACCAGCCGGCGCCAAGGGGGGCCGUCCCCCCAAGAAAAAGCAGGACGCUGCGAAGAAGCGCAAGAAGGACUCAAGCAGCGACUUUGAGGACAGCGGCAGCGACCUGCCGGACUCUGAUGAAGAGGAGGACUCUGAGGACGAGAGGAGGCCAGCCAAGCAGAAGAAGCAGGCCAAGGCGAAACCCAAGGGGAAGAGGCGCAAGAAGGACGUCGACUCCAGUGACGACAGCAGUCUGUACGAUCAACAUUGGCUAGUCUCCAAAAUGUUAUCCAGGUCGGUCCACCUCACGCACGCCACACCACAUAACCUCACGAUAUCUAUCACUGUCUUGGUGUGAGGUGUAGGUGGUGGUAUAUGACGCCCGACUGGCCGCCCGAGGAUUUCGACUACGACGGCGUUCUGCGGAAGCUGAAGCUGCGUCGCGUGGAGGUCGACGAGUGGGAGAACGCAGAGGACUGCGAGGAGGGAUACACCAAAGUCUACGAAAUCAAACACUACAGAGGUGAGUGGGUGAGGUAACGCUCACUCAAACACCUUUGUCCUGCCCUUGUCAGUCUCACCGCGUUUGAGUUUGUCGCCCUUCGUCUUGAUCUGUGGGUUAGCGCCCUUCUUGGCAACAUGAACAGAGACACACACCAGCAGAUCCACAUCCACGCUGUCUUCUGUGUGGUGCCUUGCAGCCGGCCGAUCAAAUCCCAUCGCAAACUGACUAUCGUGACACUCAUGUGAGAACACAAAAUAGCAGCAGAGUGACCAUACGAGCGAAAGGAGAAGUGCGUUUCACUCCGACACAAAGUCGGUUUCUAAUGAGAACGAAUUCUUUUUUGUGUGUGCGUGUUGCCUUGCCUCUUCUGUGCUCACUCCUCGAAGAGUGUGCUCAGAAUGCAUCUGUGGAUGAGCGCCCACGUGACAGACAGAGACACGACUCCCAAGUAAUUGAUCACAUGGUGUUGUUUGCUCC